Molecule: messenger RNA, 2812 nt
Organism: Monodelphis domestica (gray short-tailed opossum)
Lineage: Eukaryota; Metazoa; Chordata; Mammalia; Didelphimorphia; Didelphidae
Gene: ZCCHC7
Product: zinc finger CCHC-type containing 7
Biological process (GO): TRAMP-dependent tRNA surveillance pathway; nuclear polyadenylation-dependent CUT catabolic process; nuclear polyadenylation-dependent rRNA catabolic process
Cellular component (GO): TRAMP complex
Molecular function (GO): RNA binding; zinc ion binding
Source: RefSeq, a predicted model, not a curated record
AUGUUUGGUGGGUAUGAGGAUAUAGAAGCAUAUGAAGACGACCUUUACCGAGAUGAAUCAUCCAGUGAACUGAGUGUUGAUAGUGAAGUGGAAUUUCAACUCUAUGGCCAAGUUCAUUAUGCCCAGGACCUUGGUGAUGUCACUAAGGAGGAAAACAAUGAAGAAAAGAGCUCUGAGGAUCCUGAGUCAUUGAAUAUUAAAAAGACAGCUCCGAAGAACUUGAUUGUUCUUUCAGAUACCGAUGUCAUCCAGAUAUCAGAUGGUUCUGAGGUCAUCUCUUUGUCAGAUGAAGAUAGUAUCUACAGAUGUAAAAGGAAGAACAGAGGAAGCCAGGUAUUGGAAAGUCGUGAUGAACAAUCGGAGGAAUUGUCUAGAAAGAAGUGUAAGAGAGCUAAUAAGAAGUCUAAACGUGGAGAGAGAUCUAAUGUGAUUCAGGAAGUUAUGAUUAUAGAGGAUAGUUCAAAUGAGGAGAAGGAGAUUACUAUCUCUGAAAGUGGAGAAAGUGAUGUGGAGAGCUGGAUGCUACUGGGAUGUGAAGUAGGUGACAAAGACGAUGAGAACAUUCUUCUCAAUCUCGUGGGCUGUGAAACUUCUGUUGGUGAAGGUAAAAGUGAUGUAAACUGGUUCAUCAGUGAUAAAGAUCUAGAGGCCCAAAUAAGUAAUAACAGAUCAUCUGGCAAACGAAACAUCAGAUACUAUUCAGCUGACAAAAAUGUCAUCUGUAGAAAUUGUGAAAAACGUGGUCAUUUGUCAAAAAACUGUCCUAUUCCACAAAAAAUACGUGCCUGUUGCCUGUGUGCUGAGAGAGGACAUCUGCAGUAUGACUGCCCUUCUCGGUUUUGUUUAGAUUGUUCUUUGCCUGCAUGUUACUCCCAUAAAUGCCUUGAAAGACCUUCAUGGAAAAAACAUUGUGAACGGUGUGAUAUGAAGGGUCACUAUGCUGAUACUUGCCCAGAAAUAUGGAGGCAGUAUCACCUAACGACCAAACCUGGACCACCCAAGAGGCCAAAGACUUAUUUAGGACGAUCAGCCUUAGUAUACUGCUACAACUGCUCUCGGAAAGGUCAUUAUGGAUAUGAGUGCACAGAGAGACGAAUGUUAAGUGGGACCUUUCCAACCGUACCAUUCAUUUAUUACUAUGAUAAGGAGCAUGACAUCCAAGACCAAGAACAAAGAAUACAGUGGAAGGUUGAAGAACUUCAAAAAAAUGGAGAUUUUCCGAGGCCAGUCAAGAGAGCCCAUGUGGAACCAACAAGCAGGAGUCCCUUCCAUAGAAUGAAGAAGAGACAUACGAUAGAGGAAGACCACAGAUGGCAUCAAGAAAAGAAACAUCUCAGAAGAACCAAAAUGAGCAAUUGGAGCAGUAGGAGCCACGGAAAGAAAUACAGGAGGGAUGUCCAGAGGUGGUACGACGGGGAGGAGGACUUCAUCAGAGGACCCAGAAAUCACUCCUCCUCCCACAGGUCUUCCCACUUUGCCCAACGGCACCGGAAGAUGAGGGGAGGGGAGCUCUCCAAAAGGGGCAAGUGGGAGCAGCAUAGGAAAGGGGAGGGUCAGAGAGUAGAGGAGGAGGAGGAGAGUUUAUUCCUCAUUAAGCAGAGAAAGAAGAAGUCCAAGCUGAAGCACAACUGCUGAGGCGGCAGAGGGUGGUCCUUGGGGGCCUUGUCUGCCUGCGCCCUGGCAUUGUAUUUUCUUACCUCAUUCAAGAUGUGAGAUUUUUUAUAUUCCAGCCCGAAGGAAGCUAAGCUCCUCCAACGAAGAUUACUGAGCUCUUGGCUUCUAUUUUUAAGCAGAUGAUUUGCUGUUCUCCGUGACCAACAAGUUGUUUAUUGUAUAGGGAGGUAAAAGGGUCAGAGCUUUCCGUUUCCAGGGCUGUGCCUAUGGUAGAUUGUACUUUUGACUUAGAAGCCCGGGAAUGAGAAAGCGUCGUUUGGGGGGGUCCUUUUUUAAGAAGCCGUUUUAAAUACUCUUUACCAAGAGAGAGUUUAUUAUCUGUCACACAUCUGAGUCCACCAUUUUUUAAAAAGUAGCCUUGAAAUUAAAAAAAGAAGUGAGCAUUAGAAAAUGGACUCGGUCAUUUUCAAGAUUCUUUUUUUAAUAUUGGGACCGUUUAGAAGCUUUUCUGCUCCGGAUCCAAUUUCUCCUGCUCCUAAAGCAUGUUCUGAAGUCACCUUUGGUAGGGAACAUGACUGUGUGGCUUUGAAAAUGAGCGCUAUGUCCCAAGCCGCCCGGAUUACGAACUGAUUGAAGGACUGAGGAGACGGGGAACCUGAGCCUCGGGACGGAAGAAAUCAUAUGGGUUUGACUAGCCAAAGGAACAAAAGUUCCAGCAAAUGUAUUCAAAGGAGAAUAAAUCAAGAUCUCUUCGGAAUCACUAAAGAGUGUUUUUCCUCAGGGUGACAAAUCACUUUAAAGAAGUCGUCACCGAUUGUGUAAAAACCUUUUCUAAAAAAUAAAGUCACAACAUUUAUCUUAGCGUGAACUAAAAUUUCCUGGUUUUUAAAGAAACAAUAAAUUUUUUGUAUUUUGUUAUUAUAUUCCAAAUAAGUGAAUUGGAUGCCGAGAUAAAAUAACAGAGUAGUACAGUAAGUAAAUUUGUUCUUUACAUUAAAGUGAUUAGAUUAGACAGUGUGGGAGGACAAGGUUAAUGGAAACCAAUCUAAAGGCUUCCCGCAUCCCCACCCUCCACCCUCCGUGUCUCUAUGUUCCCGACCUAGCUUGGGUGGCCCGCAGCGAAUCCCUGCGGAGCCCCCAGAGAACACGUUGUUCUUGUACAUACCUGCCUCAAUAAAGCCUCGUUGAUAAACAGUCA